This is a messenger RNA of Arachis stenosperma, 1269 nucleotides long. Its product is annotated as flotillin-like protein 3. Gene Ontology annotation, biological process: protein localization to plasma membrane. The transcript has 4 exons. The coding region runs from base 1 to 1269 and encodes 422 amino acids. NCBI's taxonomy places the organism in Eukaryota, Viridiplantae, Streptophyta, Magnoliopsida, Fabales, Fabaceae. The record is from RefSeq and is a predicted model, not a curated record. Gene Ontology annotation, cellular component: plasma membrane raft; plasma membrane.
AUGAAGUUCAAGGUAGCAAAUGCAUCGGAAUACCUGGUAAUAACAGGUGCAGGGAUCAAAGACGUGAAGCUUGGGAAGAAAGCAUGGGUGUUGCCAUGGCAAUCAUGCACCACCUUGGACCUUUCUCCGGUAAACUACACGUUCGAGCUCCAAGCCAUGAGCGCCGAGAAGCUCCCUUUCGAGCUUCUUUCGGUGUUCACAAUUGGUCCACGUGUCGACGAUCAAGAGUGUCUCCUAAAGUAUGCCAAGCUCCUCUCGUCCCAUGAUAAGCUCUCCAACCACGUUAAUGAUCUCGUUCAAAGAAUCAUCGAGGGCGAGACGCGUGUUCUCGCAGGCUCUAUGACUAUGGACGAGAUCUUCAAGGGAACCAAGGAGUUCAAGCAAGGUGUGUUCGAGAAAGUUCAGCUAGAGCUGAAUCAGUUUGGGCUGCUGAUCUACAAUGCGAACUUGAAGCAGCUGGUGGACGUGCCGGGACCUGAAUACUUCUCUUACUUGGGCAAGAAGACUCAGAUGGAGGCCGCAAAUCAGGCCAAGGUGAACGUUGCUGAGGCCAAGAAGAAGGGAGAGGUUGGUGCCAAGCUUAGCGAAGGCGAGACGCUCCAGAAUGCGGCCAAGAUCGAUGCGGAGGCGAAGAUCAUUACCACUCAGAAGAAAGGCGACGGCGAUAAGGAGGAGAUCGACGCGAGGACAUCAGUGAAGGAGUUUGAGAUUUUGAAGGAAGCAAAGGUGGCAGAGGCAAAUGCAGAGCUGGUAAGGAAGAAGGCGGAGUGGUGGAAGUGGUGGAAGGUAGAGAACUUGACGGCGAUCGAGGCUAAAAAGGAAGUGUCUUUGAGGGAGGCACAGCUGCAGGGGGAGGUUGAGAAGAUGAAUGCUAAGGUGACAACUGAGAAACUUAGAGCUGAUUACCUUCCCAAGGCACAAGAGGUCAACUGGGAACUAUACAAGAAACAAAAAGAAGCAGAAGCAGUUCUUUUCCAAAAGGAGAAAGAAGCUUUAGCACAAAUGAAAUUAGCAACUGCGCAGCUAUACGCGAAGAAGAAGGAGGCAGAGGGGCUUAUGGAAUUAGGGAAAGCCCAAGGUGCAUAUCUAAAGACACUCCAUGAAGCACUUGGAGGAAACUAUGCAGCUCUAAGGGACUACUUGAUGAUAGAACGUGGAAUGUAUCAAGAGAUUGCUAAGAUUAAUGGCGACGCAGUACGCGGACUCAAGCCGGAAAUCAGCAAAUGGACGAAUGGCAAUGGCGAAGGCAGUGACAGCGGAGUGCUUUGA